Messenger RNA from Racocetra persica, 189 nucleotides. NCBI's taxonomy places the organism in Eukaryota, Fungi, Glomeromycota, Glomeromycetes, Diversisporales, Gigasporaceae. The record is from the annotation of a GenBank genome assembly.
UCUGAUAAUGAAUCGCCAGACUGUUAUGAAAUAUCUGAUAAAUAUGAAACAACAGAUAUUUUUACUUCAACUGAAUUUUCUGAUAAUGAAUUGCCAGACUGUUAUGAAACAGACGAUGAAUAUGAAACAGGCGAUAAGUAUUCAAAUAAUAGAUCAGUUCCUGAAGAAUUUACACCUAAAAAAAAAUGA